Messenger RNA from Symbiodinium pilosum, 1701 nucleotides. NCBI's taxonomy places the organism in Eukaryota, Dinophyceae, Suessiales, Symbiodiniaceae. The record is from the annotation of a GenBank genome assembly.
AUGAAGUUCCCCAUGUACACGGUGCUCCUCGGCGAAGUGUUCAAGAUGACGAUGGUAAAGCCUCAUGAAGAGUUGAUGGCUGCUGGCAGCUUAUCACAAUUUCAGGAUGACAUGGGACAAGCUCUAUUCGUCUCACACCAGUGGGUUUCGAAAUCCCAUCCAGACCCUGAAUUCAAACAGUUCCGGGUUCUGCAAGAAGCUCUGCGAAACAUCAUCUCAGGAGCGAGCCACAUAUCCACAGACAUGAUUACAGAGGCAGUGUUUGGACUUUCACGAGGAAUCACCGCAUCAAUGUUGCAAUCAAGCCCGCUGUACCUGUGGUACGACUACUUCUCUUGUCCUCAAAGCCCUGAUGACAAGAUUUGCGGGGAAAGCAGCCAGCAGCGAGCCAUCAGCAGUAUACCGGCAUACAUUUCCAAGUGUCAUUUCUUCAUGGCUCUAUGCCCCGUGGUUGACAGUCCAGAUGAAUCACAAGUUUUCAGUCAAUUUACAUGGGCUGGCAGAGGAUGGUGCCGAGUGGAGCAAGCCGUGCGUGAACUGUCGAGCCAUGGCGGCUUUUGGAUAUUGGUCAAGAGUGCCAAACAUCAGGAAAUUACUACACCCUUGACCAUUGAUUCCCCAGGUGGGGGUGAAGGCAACUUCACCGUGGAACAUGACCGUGCUGCAGUGGCCCCGGUGUUGAAGACAGUAUUAAAGGGCAAGCUGCUCACAUAUCUCGUUCAGGGCGACUUUGUCAACUAUCGAAUACUGCUUAAUCAGCAGAAUGCUCGCCUCAGGGGCCUUCCGACUGCCAGCAACGAUGAUCUGGUGCCGGGAUUCGAGGCUCCGAAGGCAGGAGAGGAGUCAGAGACGCAUUUGGCAAAGUUCUUGUAUCAGAAUGGCUUCCAGCACGCAUUGGAGCGCGAUCAAGCUGGAUGGUCAACACUUUGCUAUGCGGCAGUGCGAGGGGACCCUAUCUUGAUAGAAGCGCUGCUUGAGCGCCGAGCUGACCCUAACGACAAAAUCACCAGAGCCCAGCCUCAGCUGGGCAUCGACAAGGGCACCCCAGCCAUGAGGGUCCUGAUUGCAGCUGGGGCCAAGAUCAGUGUUGGUGGCGUUCUUCAGGCGGCUUUGAGUUGCGCAUGCUAUGUGGAUGAUGCAGAGGCGGUCCGUUACCUCUGCAAUUCUGGAGGAGAUCCCAAUGAAAAGAACACAUUUGGCGUUUCUGCCCUGCGCCAAGCAUGUGUGACAGGCUCCUUGCAGGCAAUGGCAGCGCUGCUUGAGCACAGCGACAGGGUGGAUUUGUCGUUGUCCUUGCAUUGGGUCGCCAUGGGGCAGGGAGGGUCUGCAAAAGCUAUCGAUCUCUUGAUCAAAGCUCAGGCGGAUGUGAAUGAGCAGUAUCGGCCGAGCAUGCUGAGCCCUUUUGGAAUGCUUUGGCGCAUCAAGGGCCUGCAGCAUAGACCAGGGGGACGGACAACCCUCUUGCGUAGCGUGGGCUAUCAUCAUUAUGAGGCCACCCCGCUGAUGAUUGCAAUCAUUUGUGGAAACUACGAAGCUGCGGCUGCCCUUGUGGUCAGGGGAGCGCGGCUGGACUUGCGCAACUCCAGAAACAAGACAGCAUCGGAUCUUGCACGUGAUUUGUCUUCACCAGACUACUUGAUGGCAGCUUUAGGUGGCCAGAUGGCAAAGUGCAAUUCCGUUGUUUCCCGUGCAGGGAUGUGA